GGCAAGAAUACUGGAGUGAGUUGCCAUGCCCUCCUCCAGGGCAUCAUCCCCACCCAGGGAUCUAACUAGGGUCUCCUGCAUUGCAGGUGGAUUCUUUACCACCUGAGCCACCCGGGAGGCCAGAUUUAUUUCUGGAGUGAGUGAGAGCUAAAACCAGAUCCAGGACUUCGCCAGGGGAAGUGGGGGUCGAGCAGGGAAGGUCAUUAAGAGAUGUGGGGUAGUGAGGGCUGAGGUUAGGGGUCUCACGAGCUGGGUCCCCAGGGUGUGGUUUGAACUUGGGGUGGUGUGAGGAGACCCUGUAGGCAGUGAGAGGUUGGCGGUUUGUCAAGGCUCCGUGGAGGACCGUGGGGGUGUGGGGAGGACGGGGAUGGUGCAAUGGGGCCAGUGGGGGGUGCAGUGUGAAACCACCACAGGUCACCCUGCAGAAGACAGCGACCCUGACCAGGGCAGCACUCCUGAGCAGAGAGCAGCAGGGAGACUCCUGUCUGGGGGAACAACCCUGAGGCUGCCUGGGGGCAGAGGGUGGGGUCACCAGGGAGGGCCGGGAAUUCCUGGGUUCCCUGGGCACUGAGAACCUUGGUCCCCGUCACAAUGGGCCAGGAUUCCAGGGACAAUCUGAACUGAGGUUCUGCGGGGCAGGCUCAGCACAGACGGCGGUUGGUGCAGAGGGGCCCUGGAGGACCCCUGGGGCCGCCAUGAAGAUCCACAACGAGGCGGAGAUGGAGGAGCAGAUCCAGGAGCUGAAGACCAUCACUCGGCUCCAGGACCAAUGUCGGGCGCUGCAGAUCCAGUCGGUAAAGGAGAAGACAGUCAAGAACAAAGCCACGCUGGCUCUCCUGCGCAGCAACAUCCGCCGCAAGUCCCAGGAGUGGGCUUUGGCCAAGAAGUACGACCAGUGGACCAUCUCCAGGGCCUGUGGGAAGGACGUGCCCCUGAGGCUGGCGAACAGCCGCUGCACCAUGGAGGUGGCGCGGGAGAAGCUGCGCAAGUAUGUUUUCGACCGCGUGAACGUGCACAACGUGCUGAUCCACUUGGUGCGGAGGCGCGGGCGGAAGCUGGAGAGUAUGCAGCUGGAGCUUGCCGGCCUGAAGAGCCAGCCGGACGCCACCAAGGAGGAGCUGCGCCUGCGGCAGGUCAUCCGUCAGCUGGAGAACAACAUAGAAAAGACGACGAUCAAGAUCACCACAAGCCAAAAUAUCCACUUCCUGUACAUGGAUCUGCUGGACCACCUGAAAAAGAAGCUGGCAGGAUACCCUACAGAGUUGGACAAGCUGCAGAAUCUCGUGGCCAACUAUUGCAUGGAGCUGUCAGACAUGACAGUCAUGUCCAAGGAUGCCAUGAUGAUUACAGAUGAGGUCAAGAUGAACAUGAGUCAAGGGGAGGCCACCUUCAUCGAGGAGCGCCGGGCACGAGAGAACCGGCUGAACCAGCAGAAGAAGCUGAUCGACAAGAUCCACACCAAGGAGACCAGCGAGAAGUACCGCCGGGGCCGGCAGGACUUGGACUUCCCCUCCAACCUGAUGGGUCCAGAAACUCUGAAAGUGAGGAAGAGAGAGGCCUCCAAGGCUGACGUCGAAUACCAGACGAACGUGACUGCUCUGGUGGAGAAGGUCAAGACUGCUGUGCAGUGCUCCCACCUCUGGGACAUUGCUGGCCGGUUCCUGGCUCAGAAGAGCACGGAGGAGGACCUGGAGCUGCAGAUGGAGGACUGUGAGGAGAGGCGGGCGCAGCUGGAGGCCUUGAUGAAGAAGCUGGAGAUAGAGGAGGCCAUGCUCAAGUUCCACCAGACGCCCAGCUCCGUCAGCUUUAAGUCUGUUGAGAAGAAAAUGAAAGAUAUGCUGAAGGAGGAGGAAGACCGGCUGCAGCUGGCUCACAGCAACAUGACCAAGAGUCAGAAGCUACUGCUGACCAUCCAGACUGGCAUCGACAACCUCUACAUCCGCCUGAUGGGCAUCCCCCUGCCCACGGGCCAGAAGGAAGCAGCGCCCUCGACCACCCUGGACACGUACAGCAAGCUGGCGUACUGCGAAGGGAGGCUGCUGUACCUGGCUGACCGAGUGCAGAUCCUGGCCGGGACGGAGGAGGUCAACACCAAGGUGAGGGAUGCUCUGGAGUCCUCCACCCUGAAGGAGAAGCAGAACACCAGGAUCAGCUUUGAGGAGAUGGAGGAGGAUGUCAUAGAAACCUUCCAGUUCGCCGACGUGGACCACAGUUAUGUGCCCUCGCGGGCCGAGAUCAAGAGGCAGGGUCAGCGGCUGAUCGAGGAGAAGCUCAAGGUGGCCAAGAAGAAGAAGAAGUGACUGGAGGAGGAGGAGGCCGCCCUGCCCCACACCCCGCCCCCACGCUUGCAUUGGUUACACAAAUAAACAUUUUUCCAGGA
Cervus elaphus (red deer) is the source of this 2380-nucleotide messenger RNA. It is a transcript of the gene CCDC183, whose product is annotated as coiled-coil domain containing 183. Lineage: Eukaryota; Metazoa; Chordata; Mammalia; Artiodactyla; Cervidae. The coding region runs from base 696 to 2300 and encodes 534 amino acids. The record is from RefSeq and is a predicted model, not a curated record. The transcript is spliced from 14 exons.